Molecule: messenger RNA, 2046 nt
Organism: Histoplasma mississippiense
Lineage: Eukaryota; Fungi; Ascomycota; Eurotiomycetes; Onygenales; Ajellomycetaceae
Exons: 2
Coding region: 1-2046 (681 amino acids)
Biological process (GO): regulation of translational termination; peptidyl-proline hydroxylation
Cellular component (GO): cytoplasm
Molecular function (GO): peptidyl-proline dioxygenase activity; iron ion binding; L-ascorbic acid binding
Source: RefSeq, a predicted model, not a curated record
AUGAAGCGCAAAACAACGUUUACGCGGAAUAGUCUUGAUGGCAAUGGCCAGUCGGACCCCAAGAAGCGGCUGCUGGAUGAGACUAUCAAAUCCCGAUUCCGCGACGGGCUGCUUGAUAGGGCUACCUUGGAUCAAUCUAAACAGAGCUAUGCAGUCUCCGCACCGUACAAACACGGUGUGAUCUCUCCACUCAUCAACCCGACGCUCCUCCGCUCUGUCCGCACAGAGAUCCAAGAACACCUCUCCUUCACCGAGAAAGAGACAGACAUCUACAAAAUUUUCCAAUCCGGUGACCUCGCAAACCUCGAUGGGCUAGACAAUGCCUCGCUGUCCAAACUACCCUCGCUCCUUGAGCUGCGCGACGCCCUCUACUCUGCGCCAUUCCGCAAGUUCCUGUCGGAGGUCACAGGUGCGGGUGACCUGAGUGGCCGCAAGACUGACAUGGCCAUCAAUGUCUACACUGGCGGAUGCCAUUUGCUCUGCCACGACGACGUGAUCGGCAGCCGACGUGUGAGCUACAUUCUCUACCUGACGGAUCCGGAUGUGGCGUGGCAGCCGAGCUGGGGUGGGGCGCUCCGCCUGUACCCGACCACAAUCGAAAAGGACGACACUGGGAACGAGGUAAAGGUUCCAAGUCCGGAUUUUAGCCUUUCGAUCCCCCCCGCGUUCAAUCAAUUGAGCUUUUUCACGGUGCAGCCUGGGGAGAGCUUCCAUGAUGUGGAAGAGGUGUACUAUGCGGGUCCUGAUGGGGAGAAGGAUGGCAAGGAAAGAGUGCGCAUGGCGAUUAGUGGGUGGUAUCAUAUACCGCAAGAAGGGGAGGAUGGUUAUGAGGAAGGGUUGGAGGAGAAGUUGGCGGAACGGAGCAGUCUGCAGCAGUUGCAGAGUUCCGGAGAUGCGUUUGACCGGCCACAGCCACAGGUUACGCCUUACGAAGAUGUACAGGAAGAUCUCAAAACAGCUGGUGAAGGAGAUCAGGGUUUUACAGAGGCAGACCUGGACUUCCUGCUCAAAUAUAUCACUCCCUCCUAUCUUACGCCGGAUAUCACAGAGGAGCUUGUUGAGAACUUCACUACACACUGCUCGCUGAUCCUGGAACGGUUCCUCCAUGAUAAGUUCGCCACACGCCUCCGGGAAUAUAUCGAGCAGCAGGAAAAAGAAUCCUAUGCACUGCCCACCUCUUCGCAUGAGAUCGAGCAGAAAACAGAGUGGAAGGUCAGCAGGCCACCUCACAAACAACGAUAUCUGUACCAGCAGCCUCGAAUUGCCGGACAAGAGACUGAAUCCAAGACUCCUAUUCAGGAACUGCUGGAGAAUCUCCUGCCCUCUCAAGCAUUUAGGAAAUGGCUCUCUGUGGCGACUGGAUGCAGCGACCUCCUCGACUACAAUAUCCUCGCGCGCCGAUUCAGACGAGGUGAAGAUUAUACGUUGGCGAGUGGGUAUGAGGCCGAGACACCGCGACUAGAGUUUACGAUUGGGCUGACGCCGACAUCUGGGUGGGAGAAGGAAGGAAAUGAACAGGAACAGGAGGAGGAGGAGGACGAGGAGAGAGAAGAAAGGAAGGAAGGACACGAGGGUGAACACGGUGAAGCCAAUGGCAAAACGAAGGGAAAAGCAACGUCAAACACGAAUGGGAAAGAACGAAAACUUUCAACGGAGACUUCGACAGAAACCGAUGACCACUCCGUCGGUGGAUAUGAGAUCUACAUGGCCGGCGACGACGACGACGACGAUGAUGAUGACGAAGAGGAGGAAGCGGAAGCGGGUGAAAACAAUGAAGAUGAAAAUGACGCCAGCACGAAGAAAACAAAAAAGCGCGUAAAAUCCGACCCUGCAAUCUACAAGGCGAACUCGGGUGCGGAUGGCGAUGAUGGAGUCCUCUUCAGCAUGGCAGCGGGCUGGAAUCGCAUGAGCAUUGUCCUGCGCGAUUCAGGGACACUGAAGUUUGUGAAAUAUGUCAGCCGCUCGGCGGCGGGCGAUCGGUGGGAUGUUACGGGAGAGAUUGGGUUGAAAUUUGAUGAGAUGGAAGUCGAUGAGGAUGAAAAUUAA